AUGAGUAAUAUAGUACUACCAGAACAACAGCAUCAACAACAACACCCGCAAGAACAAGCGAGCCACAAUCAAAUUUCCCCUCAUUCACUGGAAUUGCUUCCCCCACACUCCCAACAACAACAACAACAACAACACACACCGAAUAAUGGAACAACUACAACUGAUUCAGCCACCACCACUACUUCUCAGCCGUCAUCACUGAAAAAUAAACGGGACGGCACUAGGCCCUACAAAUGUCCUCAUUGUGAAAAAGCAUUUCACAGGCUAGAACAUCAAACAAGACAUAUACGUACCCACACUGGCGAAAAGCCUCAUGUGUGCAAAUUCCCUGGUUGUACAAAGAAGUUUAGUAGAUCGGAUGAACUAACCAGACACUUGCGAAUCCAUACCAAUCCAAACUCAAGGAAAAAUAAAAAGAAUGAAAAAGUCAAGAAUGAGAUUGUUUUCAAGAAUACAACUGCUGGUACAACAGAGGCAAAACAACAAAUGGCCAACUCAAAUGGAUACGCCAGGGGUAGAAAGAAGAAUAACGGGGCUGAUUUGUCCGCCACGUCACCGCCAUCUUCCCCCGGAAGCUCGUCGUCAUCCAAUAUGAAGAUGGAUAUUGAUUCAGUAACAUCGCAACAGUCACAUCAAAAUGAAGCACAGACACUCACUGAGCAAACACUUACUCCUACAGCUACCCCCAACUUCAAAAGUGAGGCUCAAGUUGCUCCUGUCAUUGCCACUCCACAGAGUACCACUACUUCAACCUCUCAAGAGUCACUUACUAUGAAUAAAAAUCUUUCAAGUAUAGAUAUACUAGCACUGGCUGCCACACAAGAAUUAGCUAGUAUAGAAUUGUCCAAGUCACUUCCUUCGCUUGUUGACCAUUUCGAUGCACAGAAACCUCAAAGUCUGGAAUUCAAAUUCUCACCACCUAAAUUUCUGAACCUAAACCAAGAGUUUAGCCGAGAAAAGGCAUCUUUCCACUUUAAUGAUACGGGAAAUUUAACAUAUUUGUCAAACAUAGCCAGUAGGUAUUCGGGUAUCCCCAGAAUGACCCCACUUGAGCAGCCACAACCACAGCCACAACCACAGCCACAACCACACACCAGUCGGAAACAAAAUAUCUCCCAAGAUUCAGACAUUGACUACCUCAAACAGAAGCUUAAGAAAUCAAGACCAAAUAGUCCUAAAUUUUACCAGUAUGGCAAGUUUAAUAGUCAUCAUGGAAGUAAUUACACCAUGCCCAACUCGCCGGUUCUUGGCUUAUCAACUAAUUCAACUCCUUUGAUGUCGGCAAGUAAUAGUUGUACUAAUUUGUCGCUGUUGGCAAUGACGCCAGCUGCAACUGGGAAUAAUAGUGGUAUCCCACCCCCACAUAAACAACCCAGCACACCACCAAAAGCUACAUUCAGUAUUCCUAAAAUGUCGCCUUCUUCGACGGAGGCAUUGCCAAGUCUCAAGAGUUUAAACCUACCUAUAGGAGAUUAUAAAUAG
Molecule: messenger RNA, 1482 nt
Organism: Lodderomyces orthopsilosis Co 90-125
Lineage: Eukaryota; Fungi; Ascomycota; Pichiomycetes; Serinales; Debaryomycetaceae
Exons: 1
Coding region: 1-1482 (493 amino acids)
Cellular component (GO): nucleus; cytoplasm
Molecular function (GO): RNA polymerase II cis-regulatory region sequence-specific DNA binding
Source: RefSeq, a predicted model, not a curated record